Aspergillus affinis is the source of this 723-nucleotide messenger RNA. RefSeq lists its product as uncharacterized. The coding region runs from base 1 to 723 and encodes 240 amino acids. The transcript has 3 exons. The record is from RefSeq and is a predicted model, not a curated record. NCBI's taxonomy places the organism in Eukaryota, Fungi, Ascomycota, Eurotiomycetes, Eurotiales, Aspergillaceae.
AUGGAUGUCCGGUAUCUUGCCGACUCCGUAAACAUCGAGCACGCGACCGGCCGAGACGUCGCAAGAGCGAUCAGCACGACGAAAAUUCAAUACGAUGUCGUGCAUUUACCAUUAAAGAUGCAUCCAGCGGACCAAAAGGACGAAGUUCACAAGAUUACUAACGCUCAACAGAGCAACGGAUAUCCAUUCUCAUGCAUAACAUGCAACGAGGAGCCAAUUCCCGCGGCGAGCAUACUCGACGUCGAGCAUGUACCUGGCUGGAAUGAGCUUCCGUUCAGUCCGCCAACCACAAUGGCAAAGGUUAAACAACCGCUCUCUUUUCUGAUCCCGUCCAUACUCAUUCUCUCGUUCACUGCAGGGCUUGCUUGCGAGGAAAUUACCCUGAAUAUAUCGAAGUACCGCCCCAAUCGAGUGCUCACCGGGGUUGGGCUGAAUGCAUCUGCGACCGGUCCCCGACUGGACUUUAGUUCGUCGACCUGGGUCGGUCCGGCGACCAAGAAAACACUCGCGCCCCAACUCUGUGGGAAAGGCCAAUGCAUGGCCGUUUUCCCUCUGUGGACACGGAAAGAAGGAUUCGGUGUGAUCAGUGUCUUGAGGGGUCCGCAGAAAGAGCUGUUUAUUGAGAAUGACCGGGUUCCCUUGGGCGCCACUAUCUACUUCAACGGUGAUGCAAACUUCAAGAUCGUGGAAUACGGGCACGGCGCUGCAAGCACUCGGAUUUAG